ACGCUAGCCUCGGCCGAUCCGACGAGCCUCGACCGAGGCAACCGAAAAAGUCAGUACUGACGAGUCAGAGGGUGGAGCCAGGCUCAGCCGAGUCGAGUUGUGAAAGAGGAGCCGAAGUUGGCGCGUUGUGUCGCCUAGGCCUGGCCGGCGAGCAUUUGGCCCUGGCUCCUCUGGGCCAGGCCGAACACAGACUUUCGGUGUACGCGCCCCCGGCAACAGCAGCCCUCUCCGACGGCCUCCCUCCUCAGGCCGGCUGCUCUGCUGCCGGCCUCGGCCCCGGAAACUACCUGUCCGCAACCUUGCCCCCUUCCAGCGGGCCGGCCUCCUUGUUUCCUCUGGUCGCCUUGCCAACCGGCGCCCAGCUGCCUCAGUUCGCGAUAGUCGCCGCCGAUCCGGCCGCCAUCAGCGCCCUCCUCACGGGCCAGUUCUCGGCUCGUGCCUUCCUACAACACCUCUCUCAGCUAUCCUCGGCCUUGCCUCGCCAACCCACGCUGGCGCCCUUCGCCCCGCCCCCUCCUCCUCCUCCUCCGCCUCCGCCUCCGCCUCCGCCUCCUCCUGCUCCUGCUCCUCCUCCUGGCCCCGGCGACGGAAUCGCCGUCUCCCUCCGUCCGUCCUCCAGCCCCACCCUCGGUGAGUCGGCUCGCCUCGACCUCCACGACACCAGUCGCCAGGCCUACCAACAGCCCUGCCCCGUGGAGCCCCACCUCGCCCCUUUGAGGCCGCCCUCGGCCCUCCCCGAUCACCUCCUCCUCGUGUUGCCCACCGACAGCUCGAGUCACGCCUCCGACCAGCUGGUGGGCCAGCCUCUGCCGGAGGCAGAAGCCGUCGACUCGGCCACGGCGCCGACUCGUCGCGAGCCCGGCCUCCACACGGAGCCAAGGAGACGGACAUGCGGUGACCCGAAGGCUGCUGGCCCCGGAGAAGCCCAUCCGUCGUCAGGCCGCCAGGCGAGGCCUGGUCUCCGAGGGCCAGACGAGACGUUGGCGGCGGAAGACGACAUCCUCCGACCUCUGCUCGGCCCAGAGCGGACGGCUGUUUCGGACGAAGGUGAAGGCGAAGGCGAGGGCGAGGGCGAGGGCGAGGUCGAGGGUGAGGGUGUUUCAGCCGUCGCCGUCGGGCCAACCGAUACGGGGCAGAUGAGCGGGCAAGUGUCUGAGGCGAAAGCGGCCUGCUCGGCCGGGGGCAAGCGGCGCAUCGGUCCGCCGCCGCGGACGCUCCGCUUUCUGGAGGCGCGCGACCCGAACGCCCACGAGGCGGGUCACGACGAGCGCUGGGUCGGCAACGAGGCCGAGGUCGAGGCCCGCCGGCGCGGCCCCCUCUCGGGACGGCAGCCGCAGAAGUUGGACCCCGCCGCCUUCUUGCAGUGCGACCGGACGAACCGGCAAUCGAGACGCCCGACGUCGACGCAUCCAGUCGCCGAGACGACGGCAGACGAGGCCGAGUCGCCGACGGGCCAGCCGGCCGGCGAAGCGCAGCGCCACGACUCCAUUUUCGACUAUUACCAAAGCCUGCGCCUGUCCGAAAAACACGCCGGCCGUCUGGCCUGUCACCGUGGCGACCACGCGCCCACCAACGGGCUGGCCCGGCCCGCGGCGACACGGCCCUCGGCGCGCCGGCCGCCGCUCAUUCGCGCCUCCACGGCCUCGGCCGAGGCCAACGCGAGUCUGGCGAGUCGGCGAGCCGGGCUCGUCGGCGACGAGGCGACUGGAGAGGCGACGCCGCCGCCGGCGACUCGAAGGACGGGCGACGGCGACUGCGACGGCUACGGCUACGGCUACGGCUACAGCUACGACUAUGGCGACGGCUAUGGCGACGGCGACGGCGACGGCGACGUUGGGACGCGACCUCUGCCGGCGACAGACAGGACACUCAUGUCGGUGGCGGAGCGU
Molecule: messenger RNA, 1889 nt
Organism: Protopolystoma xenopodis
Lineage: Eukaryota; Metazoa; Platyhelminthes; Monogenea; Polystomatidea; Polystomatidae
Source: the annotation of a GenBank genome assembly